CAGACGGUUCCAGCCCAGGCUGGGAGGGAAUGGGCUCCCUUUGCGCUGCGAAGCGAGUACUGCGAUUGGGCGACGGUCCCUGAGCCUGCAGCUCCGCGUCGGUUUCAAGGCUCCUCCCUCCCGGUGAAAGACAGACUGCGGGGCGCCUAGAAACCGGUUGGAGGGCGCGCGAGGGAGAGGAAAGGCAGCGAGUUGAGGGAUUGACACAAAUGGUCAGGAGGCGGCCGAGGAGGAGGAGGCGGAGGCGGAGGCGCAGGGGGGAUCCGAGGCGGCGGCGAGGCUGCCGAGAGUUGCCCGCUCCUCUCCCCGGCUGCGGCCACUGACUAGCGCGGCGCGGCGAGCCGGGAAGGAGGGACGCGACCCCGGGGCGCCGGGACCACUCGCGGUUCUCCCUGCCGCCCGCGCUUCAUGAACCGCAAGUUUCUGCAGCGGCGGCGGCGGCUGCGGGACUCAAAGCGGGAGCCGGGCGAGCGGACCGAGUGCGAGCUCAGCCCGACGGAGGGCGCGGGCGGGGACCAGAUCUCCCCGGACACAGUGGGAGCCGCCACCCGCCGCGCCGCUGCUGCCUCCCCCGGCCGACCGGCGCCGAGGAGGGAGCCCAAAAAGUAUGGCCGAGGAGGCGGCGCCUAGCGAGUCCCCGGCCGCCGGCCCGCCGGGCUGGGAACUUUGUCCCGGGGCUCUCCGGGACCAGCGGGAGGACGUAGGGCGCGGGCACACCACCGGCCACCGCCGCCCCCGGGCUGACCCCCGGCGCUGGCCUAGCGGGCUGCUGCUGCUGCUGCUUUGGCUGCUGGAGGCCCCGCUGCUGUUGGGGGUCCGGGCGCAGGCGGCGGGCCAGGUACCCGGACCGGGCCAGCAAGCCCCGCCGCCGCCCCAGCAGCAGCAGCCGCAGCCGCAGCCGCAGCAGCAGCAGAGCGGGCAGCAGUACAACGGCGAACGGGGCAUCUCCAUCCCGGACCACGGCUACUGCCAGCCCAUCUCCAUCCCGCUGUGCACGGACAUCGCGUACAACCAGACCAUCAUGCCCAACCUGCUGGGCCACACGAACCAGGAGGACGCGGGCCUGGAGGUGCACCAGUUCUACCCGCUGGUGAAGGUGCAGUGCUCCGCCGAGCUCAAGUUCUUCCUGUGCUCCAUGUACGCGCCGGUGUGCACCGUGCUGGAGCAGGCGCUGCCGCCCUGCCGCUCCCUGUGCGAGCGCGCGCGCCAGGGCUGCGAGGCGCUCAUGAACAAGUUCGGCUUCCAGUGGCCAGACACGCUCAAGUGCGAGAAGUUCCCGGUGCACGGCGCGGGAGAGCUGUGCGUGGGCCAGAACACGUCCGACAAAGGGACCCCGACUCCCUCCUUGCUGCCGGAGUUCUGGACCAGCAAUCCACAGCACGGAGGCGGCGGCGGCUACCGCGGCGGCUACCCGGGGGGCGCCGGCCCGGUGGAGCGGGGCAAGUUCUCCUGCCCCCGAGCCCUCAGGGUGCCCUCCUACCUCAACUACCACUUUCUGGGGGAGAAGGACUGCGGGGCCCCCUGCGAACCCACCAAGGUGUACGGGCUCAUGUACUUCGGGCCGGAGGAGCUGCGCUUCUCGCGCACCUGGAUUGGCAUCUGGUCCGUGCUGUGCUGCGCCUCCACGCUCUUCACGGUGCUCACGUACCUGGUGGACAUGAGGCGCUUCAGCUACCCCGAACGGCCCAUCAUUUUCCUGUCCGGCUGUUACACAGCGGUGGCCGUGGCCUACAUCGCCGGCUUUCUGCUGGAGGACCGGGUGGUGUGUAACGACAAGUUUGCAGAGGACGGGGCGCGCACGGUGGCGCAGGGCACCAAGAAGGAGGGCUGCACGAUCCUCUUUAUGAUGCUCUACUUCUUCAGCAUGGCCAGCUCCAUCUGGUGGGUGAUCCUGUCCCUCACCUGGUUCCUGGCCGCUGGCAUGAAGUGGGGCCACGAAGCCAUCGAGGCCAACUCGCAGUAUUUUCACCUAGCCGCCUGGGCUGUGCCGGCCAUCAAAACUAUAACCAUCCUGGCUCUGGGCCAGGUGGACGGCGAUAUACUGAGCGGAGUGUGUUUUGUGGGGCUUAACAACGUGGACGCGCUGCGGGGCUUCGUGCUGGCGCCGCUCUUCGUGUACCUGUUCAUCGGCACCUCUUUCCUGCUGGCCGGCUUCGUGUCGCUCUUCCGCAUCCGCACCAUCAUGAAGCACGACGGCACCAAGACCGAGAAGCUGGAGAAGCUCAUGGUGCGCAUCGGCGUCUUCAGCGUGCUCUAUACGGUGCCGGCCACCAUCGUCAUCGCCUGCUACUUCUACGAGCAGGCCUUCCGGGACCAGUGGGAGCGCAGCUGGGUGGCCCAAAGCUGCAAGAGUUAUGCCAUCCCCUGCCCUCACCUCCAGGGGGUUGGGGGCGCCCCACCACACCCGCCCAUGAGCCCGGACUUCACAGUCUUCAUGAUCAAGUAUCUCAUGACGCUGAUCGUGGGCAUCACAUCGGGCUUCUGGAUCUGGUCUGGCAAGACACUGAACUCCUGGAGGAAGUUCUACACGAGGCUUACCAACAGCAAACAGGGGGAGACUACCGUCUGAGACCUGAACUCUACCUUCCCAGGUUCUUGGUCGGAUCCCAGCCGUCGCCUGAAAGCUGGCCCCAAGGAAUGCCUGCCGAGCCGUCCUUGCUUGGACACUCAGCUCUGGCAGGUUCCUUUCAACAAACAGCACAGCUCCUGCAAAAGCUUCCGUCCCCAGGGUAAAGGAAAGAGAGGGCCCAACUGUCAGAGGGGUGUGUGUGUGUGUGUGUGUGUGUGUGUGUGUGUGUGUGUGUGUGUGGACCGAUCUCUCUGUCCCUAGCUCUGCUACCAGGACUGUACGCUUUUAUGAUUGUAAAUAGCCUGUGUAAGAUUUUUGUAAGUAUAUUUGUAUUUAAAGACUACCGAACACGCGAUUUUCUUUUUUAAAAUGUUUAAUUAUUUACGGUGGUUUAAGCAUUUGAAGUUUUCUCACUUGCCUAUUGCUGAAGACUGCAGAGGAGGUAAAAGAGGCACGCUUGCUGAGUGCUGUGCUCUGGGCUCUCAUCUCAGAAGGGAGAGCCUGGGCCUGGCUACCACACUGUGGGCUGUGGCAGGGGCUGCCUCUCCAGGGUCAUUUCCCAUCGCUUCCUUCAACUUCUCUCUCCCUGCUCCUCUCCUUGCUUGAGGUGGAAACUUUUAAGGUGCAGUUCCCCCAGCCUGAGGUGGGCCCCGCCCAUUCCAGUUCCUCCCCUUUCAGAGACAGAGAGUGGCAGCCUGUCCCUGUGACUUCCCGACGCUGAUCUUUUUUUUUUUUUUUUUUUUUUGAGAACCACCUUCCAGCUUCAUAGAGGCCCACGGGUGGCCACUUCCCGUUGACCUAGCCUCCCUCAAGUCUGGUGUCCCUUGCCCAGAUGUUCCCUCCUUCCACCAAAAUUGGUCAGAGAGUAGGUGCAGUAGCCAAUGCCUAGCCUGGCUUUUUAUGGGCGAGCUCGUCUUACUGCUUAGUGUCUAGAACCUGCUCUGGGUCUGGCCAUCGUUAUGAAAAGACGUGGCUAGUGCGAUUAUGGAGGGACAGCAGGCUUCGUGUGGGUUGAGGAAACAGAAGAGGGAGAUUAUAAAAUGUCAGUUCCAAUUGCAUUUUGAUGGCUGGCAACCUGCCCUCCCCUCCCCCCACACGGUGCCUGCUUUUAGAUUUUACCCUUCUAAGAAAUGGAGACUUUGAGGUCUCGUGGAAAGCUCGGUGAAGGAGUUGAUCUUUGCCUUCCUUAACAGGAUAGCAGAGCAUACACAGACUAUGAAAACUAAAGGAGAUCUCAGUGGAGUGGACUUCCUCACAAUGAAAUGCUGUUUUCCGGUUUUAAUCAAACUGUAAUUAGACUUAUCUCAACUUUACAACCUUGAAGUUGUACACUAUCAACACAUUACGAUUACUCAGCGGCACAUUCUGAGGGAGGAACCAUCCACACCCCUGGGACUAGCCUGGUAUACUUCAGAAAGCAGAGGAGUAGACUAAUUGAUGGGUGAGAGAAACAAUCGCGAUCUGGGCAUGCAUGCUGCCAGUGGCCAUUCCUACUGCCUCCUGUCACGUGUGCUCCUGUUUGGACUUACAGCAGUAAUGUCAAGUGUGAACCUCUCAAAGCCAUUUAAAAGCAUUCACCUUAGUUCUUUAUGAAGAGGAGAAGAACAGUCCUCCUGAUUGUAGUGCUUAAACUUUAAGAGUUUAUCAAAAAUGCCGGCAUGUAGGACCUAAAUUUAUCUAUGUCUGUCAUUUCCUAGACUGACAUUGGUUUUUGAAUUUGGUAUGCAUUUAUUCUGUCCAUUUAUCACAAAACCAUUUAUAUUUAUAGAGGAAUAGACAUUUAUAUAUAUAAAAUGCCAUAUUUUUAAUUUCGCAAAUAAAAAAUGAAAGUUUUGUAUGAAA
Molecule: messenger RNA, 4411 nt
Organism: Mesocricetus auratus (golden hamster)
Lineage: Eukaryota; Metazoa; Chordata; Mammalia; Rodentia; Cricetidae
Gene: Fzd1
Product: frizzled class receptor 1
Exons: 1
Coding region: 608-2569 (653 amino acids)
Biological process (GO): non-canonical Wnt signaling pathway; canonical Wnt signaling pathway
Cellular component (GO): plasma membrane
Molecular function (GO): Wnt-protein binding; Wnt receptor activity
Source: RefSeq, a predicted model, not a curated record